UUAUGGUGCUUCUUUCUCACAUCCUUUCCGGACCAAGAUGUCGGUAUACGGGCCUAUCGUGAAAAUCCACCCGGUGGUUUUGGCGUCUAUCGCCGAUUCAUACGAGAGGAGGAACGACGGGGCGAUCCGAGUCAUUGGGACGUUGCUCGGCACAAUUGACAAGCACACGGUAGAAGUCACCAAUUGCUUCUCCGUGCCUCACAAUGAGUCGGAAGACGAGGUGAGUCUCUGGGGAAAGCUCGUCGGCCUUUAUUCUGUGUCCUCUGACGUUCCUCCAGAAGAAUUGUUUAAUAUCAUUGGUUGGUACGCCACGGGAUACGACAUCACGGAGCACUCGGUCCUGAUCCACGAGUACUACAGCCGGGAAGCCCAGAAUCCCAUCCACCUGACCGUGGACACGGCCCUGCAGAGCGGGCGAAUGAACAUCCGCGCCUACGUCAGCGCACAGAUGGGAGUGCCGGGCAAGACUGUGGGUGUGAUGUUCACCCCUCUGACUGUGAAGUACGUUUCCUACGACACUGAGAGAAUAGGAGUCGACCUCCUCCAGCGCACCCGCCAGAGUCCCAGCCGGACGGUAGGCUUGACCACAGACCUGGAGCAGGUCGGCACCGCAGCCGCCCGCGUUCAGGACAUGUUGACGACGGUCCUGAGCUACACGGAGGACGUGCUGUCUGGGAAGGUGACGGCCGACAACACCGUGGGGCGAUUCCUUACGGAUUUGGUCAGCAAAGUUCCCAAGAUCUCGCCAGAAGACUUCGAGAGCAUGCUGAACAGCAACAUCAACGAUCUGCUGAUGGUGACCUACCUGUCCAACCUGACUCAAGCCCAGAUUGCCCUCAAUGAGAAACUGGUCUGUCUGUAAACUGGAUGAAACCAAUAGAUCUACUAUUGCGGUAUUGUGCUUAAAUAAAGGUUUGUGUUGUCUCCCAUGA
Lepisosteus oculatus (spotted gar) is the source of this 932-nucleotide messenger RNA. NCBI's taxonomy places the organism in Eukaryota, Metazoa, Chordata, Actinopteri, Semionotiformes, Lepisosteidae. The record is from RefSeq and is a predicted model, not a curated record.